Molecule: messenger RNA, 675 nt
Organism: Aspergillus heteromorphus CBS 117.55
Lineage: Eukaryota; Fungi; Ascomycota; Eurotiomycetes; Eurotiales; Aspergillaceae
Exons: 2
Coding region: 126-482 (118 amino acids)
Source: RefSeq, a predicted model, not a curated record
CAUUCGCUUGGUGCUUGGGGUCCUGGCGUCUCCAGUGUUAAGUAGACCAAACGCCAGGCUGAGUCCGUCCCUUUCACCACAUGCAAGUACACGCAUAUUAGCAACGAAUAUAAUCGAAACCACACAUGGGUGCACUGAUAGUCUCGGGGGUGAUGUGCAAUGUAACUUCCUGCAAAGGGGCAUUAGAUCACAUUCCCGUGCCGAUAUGGACUGUCAAAGACCGGGUUCGAAGGCAUGAGGCUACCAUAGUCCCAAUUCCUUCCAGCCGGUCGGUGCUUCAUGUCAGAAGUGCUGCUUCGGUCUGCCUCGCAUCCGCGUCUUUCCGUCCUUAUGUUCCUUCCGAGAUAUCUUCUCCUGACAUCAUCCAUGGAGUCAGUGCUGACAUCAGAGGCAGGCAGGUAUUGCUCAGCAAGAGUACUUCAUUAUCUGAGACGAAAACGCCGGGGGAGUUCCGGUUCCAACCAACGCUGUUCCAUGAUUGAUUGCGAAGGAUUCUGCAUCUUGGGACAAAAUGCAAGGGGGGGAUUUGAAUGAGCAUGUGCUUUGAGCAGAGAGCCGUAAUUCCAAGGGCGACUCAGAGAUACGCGUGGGAGUCGGAGAAGGUCGGCGAGGUCAUCGUGGGCGCCCAAGUCAAGCCUGGCUGUCCAGAACGGGCAAGCGCGUCUUCGUCUUGGA